CUUCGACAACAAACACCCUGAGAACCCAAAUUUAAAGUAUCCAGCAAUCAUGCCGACACCGCCCCUCGCCUUCCUCAGCCAACCCAUCGCCAUCUGCCCGGAGCACAUAGCGCCGGCACCGACACGCCUCCGCAUCAAAUAUGCCAACGGCAGCGGGAGCAAGUUCACGAUAUCUCAAGAGCCAGAAAACGGCGUUUUCGACGCCGGCAGUGCAGUCGAGCUCUUCUCCGUCGACGGCAAAGCGCUGUCCAGGUCACAGCACCGCACCUUCCGCUCCACGGCGACGGGGCUCCCGCUCUUCGAGCUGACGCGCAAGAUGUCGGCGUCCACGCCCUGGGUCAUCGAGCUGCCAGGCAGGAAAGGCGGUAUUCCUUCCGUCACGCUCGAGCGCAAAACCAGCCUCUUCAAAGACCAUUUAGACGCGUUUGUGCAGAGCGUGGAUCCCGCUGGAAUGGGCGGGACGAAUGAGGUCGUGCUGGGUAUCCAUGGCCAGGACAUCUGGAAGCUGCGCACGAAUGUGUAUUUGGGGGAUGUGGUUGUUGCGUCGGCGAAGCGGACGGACAAGAUGGCUGUGUAUAUGCCGGGCAAGAAGCUGGAGUGGGUGGUGGAUGUGGCCGCGGGGAUGGAUAUGUCGUUGGUGUCUGCGAUCGUGGUUGUUUUGGCGACUACUUUGUAUGAGAUGAGUGCAGGCGGAGAUGCUGCUGUUGGUGUGGCCGGUGCGGUGGCAGCGUGCUGAUUUUGGAUCUUGUGUGAAAACAACAAGCACUAUUUUGAAUGUGGCGGCUUGUGGAUCGGUGAGGGGAAUAAAGACAUGGAACAGGCGUUACUUGUUUACUUGGGGUUAUAGCAUCUACCAUUUGUCACCUAAAAGUGAUAUUUACCACUUGACGAGAUGAUGAAUAUUAUACAGAGCGG
Molecule: messenger RNA, 915 nt
Organism: Aplosporella prunicola CBS 121167
Lineage: Eukaryota; Fungi; Ascomycota; Dothideomycetes; Botryosphaeriales; Aplosporellaceae
Exons: 2
Coding region: 50-736 (228 amino acids)
Source: RefSeq, a predicted model, not a curated record